This is a messenger RNA of Leishmania major strain Friedlin, 1707 nucleotides long. RefSeq lists its product as hypothetical. The record is from RefSeq and is a predicted model, not a curated record. The transcript has a single exon. Gene Ontology annotation, biological process: protein secretion by the type III secretion system. The coding region runs from base 1 to 1707 and encodes 568 amino acids. Gene Ontology annotation, molecular function: protein binding. NCBI's taxonomy places the organism in Eukaryota, Euglenozoa, Kinetoplastea, Trypanosomatida, Trypanosomatidae.
AUGGAGUCGGCGACGGCUGCAGCGGCGCCAACCGCCUGUGUCUACGUUCUAUCCGACGUCGAUGGCUACAAGUACAAGCUUGUCAUGCAGGGCGAUCUCCAGCUUCUCACUGUGCGCAAGGUGAAGCGCUAUCUCCAGCGAGCCGCAGGAAUCGAUCCUGCGCAGCAGCUGCUCACCUUCAACAGCGUGGCGCUCGACGACACGAUGAGUGGAAAAGAAGCCGGCUUCUUCGAUGGAGCCAUUCUGCGGCUGCAGCAGGUAUAUUCGUCCUCCGCAGCACUGGCACAAUGCAUCUCGGCAGACGGAUCAUCGCCUUUCCACAGCGCACACGGUGGACCGGGCUGUGCCAGCUCUUUCACUGCUCCCCCUCGUGGUGCACAGGACCCAGGCACUCGCACUUCCCCUCGAGGAAACGGUUCUUUUUUUGCUGAAGCAUCGCCACGGCUGUCCGCGCCGGCGACGAGAGGGGCUGUCGGGGCUUCGCAGCUAAUCAGCAGUCCUCACGCUUUACCACCGCUGCUGAGGUGCCUAUCACCGAACCAGUUGGCAGGUGGUGCCAAGCGAGAGGCGCACGAUGCCGUUUCGUGCACGAGGAGGGACGUGGUAGCCGGCAUGGCUUACUCCUCUCCGCCAGAACUUGCAGGCACUACUGGCACCACGGCCAGUACACCGCAAGUUAUUCCAGGGAGGACAUCAUCCGCCUCAAGCGCAGAUGGCGACGGCGUCCACGUGUACUACCGCGAGCUGGAAGAGAGAGUGGCGGCUCUUUCUCUCGACAACGUACGGCUGCGUGAGCAACUCCAAGCGGUGGCCCGGCAGGCGGCUGAGGCUUGCACGGAUGGCAGGCACGAGGAGGAGCUGAAACGACUGAAGGCGGCCGUUGCAGUGGCGCAAGAAAGCGUCAAGGACGCAGAGAGAGCUGCGGCAAAUCGGUGGCGCGUCAAGGAGGAGGAGCUCGUCAAGGAGCUGGACCUGCUGCGAGAGGAGCGACGCCGGUUUCACGAGGAAUCCACCGCGCAGGAGGCGAAGCUGCGGGAACUGGUGCACUCGAUGGAGGGCGAGAUUCGGGGCCUAAAGUACGAGCUUCACGACAAGGAUGAAGCACUACAGGCGGCCCGACUCUCGCUCGCCGAGUUGCGAAGCGAAAAACGUUCGUGGACGGACGCGGUGCGUCGCGGUGUCGACAUUUGCCCGCGUGGCGAAGCCAGCCACCCAUUCGCGCCAGCUGCAUCUCGCCACGCGCGAAUUCCGCUGCAGCAGCGCCAGCAUGGCUGCAGUGCCAACAUUGACGAGUUGGCGGAAACGGCCAUGGAGUAUCUGACGCAGGCCUUCGAGUCCGCCACGCCGCUGGAGCUUGAACCUGAGAACGACACCUGCGUCGUCCCCGUAGCCGACGAUUUGAAUGUGCUUGUCACGCUUGAUCGAGAAACAGAGCGACUGUACUUGUACGUGACGCUCCUCAACCACCUGCCUUCGUCUCCUACCCAACGGAUGCGGCUAUACGAGAUGCUGCUGGAGGGUGCGUUGCUCGGCAAAGACAUGGCUGGGGGCGGUGUCGGGGUGAGUCCUGAGUCGAACCUCGUGUUGAUGAGCGUCUCAGCCAAUCUACGUCAUAGCGGCGCAUCUGCGCUGGCAGCCACGGCGGCACCGUUUGUGAUAGCGGCUCAGGCCUGGACAAAGAGCAUUGACGUAUUGCUCAACACCUGA